Messenger RNA from Pleurotus ostreatus (oyster mushroom), 3087 nucleotides. RefSeq lists its product as uncharacterized. The record is from RefSeq and is a predicted model, not a curated record. Lineage: Eukaryota; Fungi; Basidiomycota; Agaricomycetes; Agaricales; Pleurotaceae. The transcript has 14 exons. The coding region runs from base 1 to 3087 and encodes 1028 amino acids.
AUGCCUCCAGCUGAAGUCAAAAUCGAGUAUGAUACGAAGGGUAUGCCCUUCCGCCGCCUAGGCUCCAGUGGAUUGAGGGUGCCCGUGUUCUCGCUUGGAGGAUGGCUCACUCUUGGCGGCACUGUUGUCGGGGAUCCAGUCAAGGCAUGUGGCGCGAGGCUGCACUCAUGGCGAGACAUAAUCAAAACUGCUUUCGAUAAUGGCAUAAAUAUGUUCGAUACAGCAGAGGAAUACUCAAAAGGCAAAUCGGAAGAGGAAAUGGGGCGUGUCAUCAAAGAACUGGGGUUUCGCAGGUCCGACCUUGUCAUCACUACAAAGAUCUUCUGGGGCGUUCGACCUGGACCCAACGCUGGCGGACUGUCGCGGAAACACAUCAUUGAAGGAACAUUAGAGAGUCUACAGAGAUUACAGCUCGAUUAUGUUGAUGUGAUCUUUGCACAUCGCCCAGACCCAAAUGUUCCAAUGGAAGAGGUGGUUCGAGCGUUUAACUAUGUGAUAGAGAAAGGAUGGGCUUUCUAUUGGGGGACGUCUGAGUGGUCGGCCCGGGACAUCGAGGAAGCGCAUCACAUCGCUUCCAAACUCCACCUCAUUGCACCCGUCGCUGAACAAUGUCAACACCAUAUGUUCCACCGAGAGCGCCCCGAGAAGGAGUACAGCCCACUCUACAAGCACUACAAUAUGGGUACCACGGUCUACUCGGGGCUUGCCAUGGGUCUUCUUACAGGAAAGUACAACGAUGGGAUCCCGGAAGGAUCUCGACUCGCGACCAUCCCUCAGUUCAGUAAUACGGCCAAAAACCUCCAGUCCGAAGAGGGUCUCGCAAAAAUCGGCAAAGUCCAGCUCCAAUGCUCGGUUGCUGCCCUUGCGCUGGCGUGGCUCGUAAGGAACCCGAAUACGAGCACUGUGAUCCUCGGUGCUUCUAGUCCUCAGCAGGUCGUAGAUAAUCUGAAGGCGCUGGAGGUGAUCCCAAAACUUACGCCAGAGAUCAUGGAGAAGAUAGAGAAGAUCUUGGAUAACAAGCCUGAGCCCUUCUCCUCGAUUCUUACCAUGUCCUCGACGUCCUACUCCCGUCCAAGCUCGGCAGCGCCUCCAUCGCCUACGAACACGAGGCCCAGAAGCCCAUAUACCCCGCUGCACCCUAGACCGCGAGGUGCAAGUCGAUCAAAUACCCCAAUAAUUGCACGAGAUCGUGGUCCUUAUGGCCCUGUCCCAGACGAUGGUUCUCAAGCCAUUUACGAAAUGCUUUCCAAUAGACAUCGCCGCGAGGACGUCUCAUCAGAUGCAGCCAUAGCCCGAGUAGUAGCGGAAGACGAGAUCAUGGACUGGUCUUCUAGAAACUCCCCGAGACCCCCUUCUCAAGCUUCAGUACGGGCGUCGAAUGGUAUUGGGUUGGGAUAUCCAGGACGAGCGAACACGCCAGGCCAGAUUUCCCGACAGCGGAGCGAUUCUGCGCCUCAGAAGUAUCAGAUAUGGAGACCGCCAAGUGCCGCUGAUGUGCGUACUGUUCCGCGAGCUCCUAGUCGAUCUUCCAUGUCGGCUGCUCCUCCUCCAUCAUCGUCUGUACCCCGGCAUCCCGAUCAACCUCACUAUGGUUCACCUUUGCGGUAUCCAUCUGAGGAGGCAAGGCCGCCACCGAAUGGUUCAUAUCAUGGGGAACGACCGACGAGUCCAGUGGUCAUACCGCAUCGUACAUCAUCCCGACUUUCGGGUAGUAGACCUAUCAACAUGCCUGGAUCUACCGCUACGACCUAUCCACCUUCUCGACCAAAUAGCACGGCACCUCGAUAUGAACGACGGCCAAUCACGCCAGCUGUCAACGGGCAUCAUACACACGAUGCCAAUGGUGGUAGUUCGAGAGCGGGGACGCCAGCCAUGGAUAUGGUUGGGCGUCCUGUCAGUAGAGCCUCUGCUGCCGCUGCUAACGCCGCCAACCUUCGGUACGCCCCAGAUGAAGUUGUUGCUCGGCGGUUGGCUAGAGCGUGGAAUGUAGAGUCUUUGCAGCCCGAUAUCAUCAGCGAGGCCGUUGUUCAGAGCGAGAUCCAGUACAGGUCUGUAUCCAGCCCUUACCCACCGUCGGGACUGUCGAUGAGUCGCCCUCGCAAUAUUCCUGAAGAUAUCCCUUUGGUUGAUGAUCGGGAAAUGCCUCAUGGGCACCCUCCUCAUCGAACUGCCCUGCUACCUAUUCCUCCCUCUCCGCAGCCGUCAGGUGGAGGUAGUCGCGAUCGUAGCAGAACUCGAACUUCCACCCCGUCUGUAAACGGAUCAUCCGCGUCUGCGAGUAUAAACCAUCGACCACGAUAUCCCCUUAUUGAAGACGAUAUCGAUCUGUCCCGGCCUGACGUUGUCCUCCACCAUUUUCGUGAGCUCUUCAUCGGCCCUCGCUCAUGUCCCAGAUGCGGGGCGGACAUCACGUCUGAGCACCAGAGCGGCCGCGCAAUCGCCGUUUUCGAAACGCUAGUAAGCUUCGAUGAUGGCUACCGCGAGCAUGCACGUAUCAUGGGAUCAGGUGGCCGAGCAGCGAGACAAGAGUUCAACGACCUUGUGGCUUCGCGAACCGUAUCAUCAACCGCCGAGUGGGAGAAGAUGAUCGUUGGGGCGAUGAAGACCCUUGAAGUUUUCUUGCGGAAUCCAGAUGAAGAGGACGAGAAUUACAAGCCCCACCCUUCUAUGAAGCAUCUCUUUCUCAUGUCAGGUCUUCCCGAAGUGAUGGAGAGUUUACUGGGCAAUCGAAACGUCAGCGAUUGGGUCGCCCAUAGUGACGUCUAUUGCGCGAUGCUAUCAACGCUCAAAUGCAUGUCCAACUCAGGCCUGUCGGACUUGCUAAAAGAUCCCCUCCCCGUCAUUAACCAGAGCGACGGAAUCGGGAGCUGGAUGCGGGGGCAUGGGAAGAUAACCUGGGAGUCAAGCAGCGGGAAGGACAGUAUCGCUCGUUCCCCUCCCGUAUACGAGGCAGUUAAGGGACUGGAGAGGCAUAGACGGCCUUUAUUGGAGCUUGCAUCGAGGAUCAAGUUUCCAGCGACGGUCAAGAAAAUACAAGCACUUUGCGAUGGAAUCCUGUAUCUUCUACUCCAGCAAAUGAUGGUUUAA